ACGGAGGGUGGAGGGGGGAGCGAAGGGUGAGGCAGCACUCGGCCAUCAUCGGCGGAGGCGCGCACAGUUCAGUGACCUGCCUUGGCGUCGGUGGGGCAGCGGCCUGAGGGGCAGCGGGGAGUUCUGACAUAUUGUGAGAUGCCAGCCCGCUCUACGCCGGUCCCCGAAAAACACCUCCAUCUCUCUCUGUUUCUCUCUCUCUCUCUCGCUCUCGCUCUCGCUCUCUCUCUCUCUCGCUCUCUGUCCUCUCUUGCACGCGUACGUACAAGAAGACACGCAUACUCUCGCUCGAAGCUCGUCGAACCCCGAAAUAUAUUCACGCGGCAGUCGUGGACUUUCCGCGAGUUUUUCCGGCCGUAGAAUACACGAAGAAAGAACGUUUCCUUGAUAGUGUCUAAUAUACUAAUAUACAUACUACGUACAUAAUAUAUCGUACAUCGCGCGAGUGCACGCGCCAACCUCUCGAAAUUUUUCGCGGAGAAAGGAAUCGUGUCGCGAGUGUGUCGUCGUCGUCGUCGUGUCGUCGUCGUCGUCGUCGUCGUCGUAGUCGCCAACGUUCGUGCCUUUCUAUUUAUCUUUCUUCCGUCUCUCGCAUUGCCCUUUCUCCAUACGCGAUCAAGUCGCACACACCUCCUUGUCUCUUUCUUCUUAUUCUUCCUUCUUCUUCUCAUCGUAUCAAUCGAAAGAGAACAUCGAAGGGACAAACUCGCGAGUUAGCCGGAAGAGAGCGUCGAGUGCGCGCAUGUUGGUGUUUACGUGCGAGGAGUGCCGACAAAAAAAAACAAAAGAAAACGAACAAAUUUGACUUUGGAAAGGCUCCAGAUUGAAAAACUCGUGCGUUACUAUUCGUUAGUGAUAUUAGUGGUCGCGCGCGCGCGCGUGUAUUUUCUUGAUCGCGCGCUGUAUCGGCGCUUGCGCGACACGCGCGACCGCUCGUGGCGGUCGAGCUAUCGGAAACAAGUCGACUGUGUGUGUUUCGACUCUUUCUCGUUGACUCGAACGCCCGAGAUCGCGUUUAUAAUCCGGCCAAACUUUUUCUUUCAAGUUUCUACUUCUUCCAAAAUUGCGUAAUCUUAUCUAUUUCUCUUCUCUUUUUCAUAAAACUGAUAAGUGCCUGAAUAGUUAUAUCUAUAUACACACAUAUUUCCAUAUAUACACUUAUAUUUCUGUAUAUAUAUAUAUAUAUAUAUAUACACACACACACACAUAUAUAUAUAUAUGAAAUUGGACAUUUUCUUCGAAGAACAUGGCGAAGAACGAACAUAACCUCCUACCAUCGUCUUCGACUAUGACAAUAUAAACCGGUAUUUCACCGUGCGCGAUCUCUCCGAGAUCUCCAGCUUCUCCUACGAGCGGAUAUAUCUCUUGGUUGUCGUCGUCCAGUGUCGUCGUUACUCCAAAGUACCUUCUUAGAUCGUCCUACGCCGUUACGAAGUAUCGCUCUGUUUCUAUCUUUUUUCGAGCUUGAACGAAGAUAGCGUCCUCGUUGUUCUCAAAGUCUUUUUGCUCUCCACCCCGCCCCCACCCUCCCCACCUCUCUCUGUCUUUCUAAAAAAUAUAAGUGACUACUACUAUCCAAGCACGUGCUCUAGCGAUAGUCCACGCUCGUUUAACGAUCAUCUCUGCUAUCUCCUGGUCCAUCUGCUCGAGUACACGGUGAAACGUAAGGAACGAUUCCAACGUUGGCAAUGGCUCGUAGCCGACCGUAGUCAUACUUAGACGAUAGAGACGAAGAAGAAACGAGAAGGAAAAGCUAAGAGAUAAAUCUUUCGUUUUGAUUUCGGGAGUUCCGGGUGUAUAGUAGCCGGCGCGUUGCACUCUCUAGCCGGGGCAAGGCAUGACGCACGUCGAAGAUGCGAGCGUGCCGGGUGACUGUACUCUGGGUUCAUCGUUCUCGGUUAUGUAAUGUUCGACCGUAUGGUGCAAGCGCCUCGACGCUACUCGUGGCGCUAGAGUUGUCGGACUCGCGCGAGAGGGAACGAGAGAGAAAAACAGAUAGAGGGAGAGAGAGAGAGAGAGAGGCAGGCAACGCGAUAUAGGAGAGACAUAGGGCACACCGAAUCUCUUCGUCGCUUCCGUGCAUCUCUUUCCACGUAUAUACCUAACGUAUUAAACGCGUGAAUGUACGCUUGUGCGCACGUCCGUACGGUGCGUGUGCGUGUGCGUGACGUCGCUUCCCCCCUCCCCCCUCUCUUCUUGCAUCGGCUUAAUGCACUCAUAUAACGAUAUUGAGCCAAGCAGCAUCACGACGAAGCUCCGAACGAAAAUAGAGAUCGGCGAGGAACAUUGCUGCAGCCAACGCAUUAUUUUUUUCCCUCCCAUCGACUUUUCAUUCUUCUACGUCUUUUCGUCUCUCCAGCUAGCGCUCUCUCUCUCUCUCUCUCUCUCUCUCUCUCUCUCUCUCUGUCUCUCUGUUGUUCUAUCUAUCGUUAGAUAUAGUGGCAAGAGUGGUCCGUGAUGGUGUAAAACGUAGGAUCGAUUGAAUGUCAACGUCGAGUUCAAAUUCCGAGGUCCUCGAAAGGGCCAACGUCUAGACGUAUAUUCCCGUGGUAUCGUGCAACGAGUUCAAAGUCGAACUCGCUUAACGCGAACGUCGAGGAAAGAGAAACAUCGGCGAGAAGAAAAAAAGAGAUCGCGCGCGCGCAUAAUCCUCCGAUGAUCACGGAGGCGCUAGGACGCAAGACGUUGUCGAGGAAGAACAAUGACGAGGCAGAGCUCAUUGCCAGAUGACGAGUCGUAAAUGAUAGAGGAGAGGACGAUCAUUUUUGUCAAUGGAGGGAAGUCUUUCGGUAUUCGGUGGAUCGACUUGGGGCGCGGACAGUACAAGCCCGCAGCCACGGGAAGAUACCAGACAGAGAACUGGCCCGACUCAACCUACGAGCCCUGCGAAUAAUACCGCGGACGAUCGUAAACUGCACGUUAAUUCGAUACGAGCCCAGAUCGAGAUAAUCCCGUGCAAGGUGUGCGGCGACAAGAGCAGCGGCGUUCAUUACGGUGUAAUCACCUGCGAGGGUUGCAAAGGUUUCUUCAGGCGGUCCCAAUCGUCCGUCGUCAACUACCAAUGUCCGCGGAACAAAAACUGCGUGGUCGACCGUGUAAACAGAAACCGGUGCCAGUAUUGCCGUUUGCAAAAGUGCCUACGCCUCGGCAUGUCCAGAGAUGCCGUUAAAUUCGGGCGUAUGUCAAAGAAGCAGCGGGAGAAGGUCGAGGAUGAGGUCAGGUUUCAUAGGGCACAAAUGAGAGCGGCCUCUGAAACGGCUCCCGAUAGCAGUGUGUUCGAGCAUCAAACGCCCAGCAGUUCGGAUCAGCACCACCCUUACAACGGCGGGUACCCGUACGGUGGGAGCGAGUACGCUUCGCCCGGACCCGGUACGGGUGGUUCCGGUUAUUACAAUCAUCAAGCGAUGACGAAUUACGAGCUGAGCGCCGAUUACGUCGACAGUACGACGGCCUACGACCCUAGGCCGACGCAGACGCAAGUGGCGGACACCGUCGCACCAGACACACCCUCCGCGGUUACGGCAACCGGAGUACUUCCCAGUGUGGUCACCACCGGAAAGUCGCUGUCUGCCUCGACAACCGGAAGCAGCACAGGCGGUGGCAGCAGUGCUGGUGGAGGCAGCGGCAGUAGCGGCGGCGGCAGCGGCGGAGGAGGAGGAGGAGGAGGCGGAGGAGGAGGAGGAGGAGGCAGCAGCGGCGGUGGGGGUGGGGGUGGAGGUGGUAACGGUGGUAGCAACGCUGGUAGUGCCGGUAGUGGUGGUGGUGCUGGUGGUGGUGGUGGUGCUGGUAGUGGUAGUAACGGAGGAGGUGCCGGCGGCACUGCUGCUGCCGGUGGAACGGUUGGUAGCGCUGGAGGUGGUGGUAACGGUGGUGGUAGUGGUGGUGGUGGUGGCGGUGGUGGUGGUGGUGGUGGCGGUGGCGGUGGUGGCAGCGGCGGUGGUGGCGGUAGUGGUGGUUCGCUGAGCGGGGGUGGAAUCGUUGCUGUCAAGCAAGAAACUACCGUCGAACUCGCCAGCUUGGGACACGGCUCGUACACGAUGGUCGACUCGACGACCUUUCUGAGUGGUCAGCAACAAAGGGUCAGCAAUCCAUCCGAGGACGACGAAGUGCCGAGUCUGCCCAGUAUGUCCCAUGCGAGAUAUCCAGCACAGAUCAGUGAGCUCCUCUCGAAGACGAUAGCGGACGCACACGCGAGAACGUGCCUGGUGUCGACGGAACAAAUACAGGAGUCAUUCCGGAAGCCCCACGACCUCUCCAGAUUGCUCUACUACAAGAACAUGGCGCACGAGCAACUUUGGCUCGAAUGUGCUCAAAAGUUAACCACUGUUAUCCAGCAGAUCAUCGAGUUCGCUAAAAUGGUCCCUGGAUUUAUGAAGCUCUCGCAGGAUGACCAAAUUGUUCUACUCAAGGCCGGUUCCUUCGAGUUGGCUGUGCUACGAAUGAGCAGGUACCUCGAUCUCCAGCAAAAUUGCGUCCUCUACGGCGACACUAUGUUGCCUCAGGAUGCAUUUUACACGACGGAUACGGCGGAAAUGAAGCUGGUUUCCUGCGUGUUCGAGCUGGCUAGAAGCGUUGCCGAAUUGAAGCUAACCGAAACGGAGUUGGCGCUUUAUAGCGCUGCGGUAUUACUCAGUCCCGAUCGGCCGGGACUGAAGGGAUUGGCGGAGAUCACGAGGCUUUCGCAGGCGGUGAUACGGGCACUGAGGUCGGAGCUGGACCGGAAUCACGUGUCACCGAUAAAAGGCGACGUCACCGUGUGCGACGCGAUCCUCGCGAAGAUUCCGCAACUGCGGGAGAUCUCGCUCUUACACAUGGACGCCCUGGCGAAGUUCAAACGGUCGCAGCCGCACCUCGAGUUUCCGGCCCUUCACAAAGAGCUUUUCAGCGUCGACAGCUGAACGAUCGACGCGACGCAGGGCGUCCCGACGCUGACAAACAAAGCGGAACGCGAAUAGCGCGGGGCCUUGCUCUGUCGAGGUGAGUUCCGAGACAGAGAGAGACAGACAGACAGAGAGAGAGAGAGAGAGAGAGAGAGAGAGAGAGAGAGAGAGAGAGAGAGAGAGAGAGAGGUAGAGAGAGAGAAAAGGUAACAAAUAAAAAUAUUAAGAGAGUUAUAUACUCUGUGCGAGUAAAGAAAAGCUAAGAAAAAUCUAUACGGAAUUGAAAUAGGAAACGUUCUCUCUCGAGGAAGACUACCGAGACGAUCUUCUUUGAGUAACGAUCUGAUAUCGUCCCUUUCGAUAUCACGAUCGAUACCUGGCGCGAUCUGUAUGAGAUAAAAAGAAAAAAGAGAGAAGCGUAUAUAGAAAGAAACGGCCGUCGUGGUGGGAAGCGGAACGCGUACGGUAGAUGGUUCCACGAAUCCACUCCUGUAAUUUCUUCAUCUUUUCGAAUUCGCGACGGUGCAACACGUUACAUGUAUAAUAAUUUAUAAAUGCUUUUGCAUCAAUUUUACCCUAGAAUUAAGAUGGAAGGAACAUACUUUUCCUCUCCUCUUUUUAUUUUAUCUUUUUUUCUUUUUUUUUUUUUUUUUUUUCGUUUAUGGUUUCUUUUUCAACGAAGAAACUCUCGGUGUCUGACUCGGAUCGGGUACCAUCUACUUCUCGGCUCGUCCGCCCCUCCGUUGCCUCUCGCGCGGCACGUUUAUUAUAUUCUACGACGUCCUUCGGCUAGAAAUUGUAUAACGCGUCAGCGACACGCAUAAACGAUUCCGGUUUUUUCGUUUCACCAACCGUGCAGUUCGAUAUACCGCGGUGCUAAACGACAGGGAGCAAAAUAGAGAGGGGGGAGAAAAGAAAGAAGAGAGAGAGAGAGAAAGAGAGAGAGAGAGAGAGAAUGAAAGAUAUAUAUACAUAGGUAAAAAAGCAAAGAGAAAGAAAACAAAUGAGAGAGAGAGAGAUACAGGCGUUUAACGAAUUCUUCCUUUCCUUUCUGUUGCAGAUAAUUUCCUUCGUAAAGAACGUAUUGGGCCUUAAAUAAACAUAACAUUGUUAUAUAUAAAGUAUACAUAAAAAAGCAACAUAAAGUAUAUAUAAAAGAUAUAUAGAAGUAUAUAUAUAUGUAUAUACACACACACAUAUAUAUAUAUAUAUAUACAAAUAUAAAAAAAAAAAAAUAUAUAUAUAUAUAUAUAUAUAGAGAGAGAGAGAGAGAGAGAGAGAGAGAAAAUCGAGCGUGAGAGUGUGCAAAAGUGUGACAGCGAACGGAACAAAAUGUAAGAGAACGUGAGAGAGUGAGAAUGAUAAAAAGAACAAAAUAUCGAACGAGAGCGUAAAGUGAGAUAUCGGUUGUUACGAUACAUACAUAAAGUAUAUAUUGUAUUAACUAACAAAAAAAAAAAAAUAAAAUAAAAUAAUCUGGUUGAGUCCACCAGGAUAGCCUUAGGACGAGCAUCGUUAACUCGAGGACUGCCGUAAACGUAAACAUUUUGACCGAGUCGCUAUCUCGACGUAGACACCGAAAUAUAUGUAAAUGCAGGCGAUAUAAAUGAAAAGAAAAAAAAAAAAAAAGAAAAAAGAAAAAAAAAUGAACAUAUACACACAUGAAGUGAGAAAGACUGCAAGAUUGAACUAGAGAGAGAUGGAGGAGAAACAAGAGAAAUCCAUUUGAUCGAAACGACAAAGACAACUAGAGUAACGUCGAAGCCGAGAGGGUCGAGUCGAGCGUAUCGAUUAGAAGCAACGAUCUCCCCUUUUUGUUAUCACGAAAAUGAAACUCGAGACUAAAAGUUAAAAAGGAAAAAAAAAACCGAAAAAGCUACGAAAAAGGAAAGAAAAAAAAAAAAAAAAGAAAAUAUUACAUAUAUACAUAUAAUAUAUAUGCAUGGCCGAUGGUCACGUUCGACCGAUCCUCCGACCUCUUCCAUUACACACCUUUCAGUAGUGAUUCGUUAGUCCUGAGCUACUCUAUGAAUAAAAUACAUUAUAAUUACAUAAAUAUGCAUACAUACAUAUAUAAUAAAAGUAAAAAUAAAAAAAAAAAAAAAAUAAAAAAAAAUAUAAAAAAGUAUAUUUUGGCGGCACGGUCAAAAUUCGUCAAUCCUCGAGCCCUCGGAGCGGGGAUUAAAAAUACGUUUAGAUAAUUUUGUCCUGGGACUAGCCUGGACGGUCACAGAAUGCGAACACACAUACACGUACACGUACAGAAACACAAACAGAACAUGCACAGAGAAGGCACAUACACGUAAAAAAACACAGACCCAUACAAAAAGGGACAGUAUACAUACAUAUAUACAUACACGAAGUGCAUACAUACAUACAGGACAAGACGCUCGACAGAGACAAGAGAAAAAGAAGAAGAAAUAUAAACAAAUAGAUACUGGAUAAAAAAAAAAAAAAAGACGGUCACACAGAGAUAGGACACACGCCUGCGCGAGCGCGUAGAGAUAGUUAAUCGAGUACACAUUAUGUGCGCAUUAACGUUUUGGUACCGUAAAGCACUGUCUAACGCGCCUCUCUUUAUACGUAACACACGUAUUUCUUAAAUACUUUAAAAAUAAAUAAUCCAAUACCGCGGUGAAGCCUCUCGAAGCGAUUUUUACGCACUGUUAUCGGCUCUCCUUGCUCGUCGUUGCCCGAUCGUUGUCACGUAAGCGAUCGCACGCACGAUUGUUACUACUUACACGAUUAAAUUUGUUGCUUCUUCAUUAACAACAACAACAACAACAACAACAUCGAUCGCUCUCUUGCUUUCUAAUUAUACAGUCGCGUCCAUUUCUCUCCCUCGCUCCCCCAAGAGAAUGGACGUAUCCAAUUUUUGACGAUAACGUAGCCGAUCGUAGCGUGAUCGUAGAUCAUAGUGACAAAAGCAAAAUUUGGAUGCGUUACAGGCUCUAGCAAUUACGGUUCGUACCUAUCGACAUCCUCAUUACGCAAGAAAAGAAAAAAGAAAAGAAAAAAUAGGAAGAAACCAAAAUAAUCGCAUAAGAGAUAAUUUUUGAAUCUCGACGAUCGCACAACGACGCGAAGAGGAGAGCGAUGGCGAACCCGUGACGGUGCGCCGACUGACACGUUUCCGGACGGUUAAAUAUAACUUAUAGAACGAAAUUAAGGGAUGCAUAAUUAUUCUGCCGAUUAACGAGUAAGUGCGUAGAAUUUAUUUAAUUGUAGAUAAAGGGAGAAAAAAAAAAGAGAAAACGAACGAACACGUACAUACACAGAAUCACGUACGCGCGAGUGCAAAUAUACAUCUUAUCCAUGAUCGUUCACGACCUACCUAGACACAAGACACACAUGCACACUUCCACGUCCACCGUCACCCACCGCCACCACCAUCACCACUACCACUACCGUACACAUACACGUUUACUUACCCUCCCACAGAGAGAACGAGAAUGCGUGAGAGUGAAUGAAUAAGAGAAAGAGAGAGAGAAAGGAAGAUACGAAUGUGUGAGAGAAAGAAAUCUAAAAAGUAUGAGAGACAAACGGAAAGCGAGAGACACGUACACGAAAAAAAAAAAAAAAUAAAUAAAUAAAUAAAUAAAUAAAUAAAUAAACAGAGAAUAAGGCGCAACACGUACACGCGCACGCACGUUGCAAUUAGACGUUAUUAUCGCAAUUUGGAGUUAAAUUUUAUAAUAUAUAAUAUAUAAAAAUAUAUAUAUAUAAUAAAUAAAAGUUGACGGAUAAUAUAAAGUUAUAUAUAUAAUGUCUAAACGAAAGGAGAUCGUAUCUAUUUGAGGGUGACGUAAGAUGUGCGCCGUUUCAAUGAUUCUGCUUUUAACCCUUUUGUACGUUAUACAUACACACAUGCACACACAACCACACACAAUGUCAUAAACACCUACGAAAGCGCGCGCACUACUUAUAUCGAUUUUUAAACGAGAGAGAGAGAGAGAGAGAGAGAGAGAGAGAGAGAGAGAGAGAGAGAGGGAGGGAGAGAGCAUCACAGUUUUCGAUGUGAGAUACGUGCGUCGCUGAUCUGAAGACUGUCCCGUUCACUAUACGAUUUGUUUUGAAACGCUUUUUAAUGGAGUAAGAUCUGUAGAAUAAUAUAAUUUUGAGAUCGUUCAAACCAAUUUUAAUUUUUCAUUGACAAUAUCUCGUUACUUCUCUACGUUCUUUUUUUUUCGUUCGUUAAAGAGAGUCUAACGAAAUGAUUGAUAUAUCCGGUUUUUUUGACAUAUCGAAUCCGAAAUCUUCAGAUUAUCUGCAGCAGAAUCCUUAGACACUCUUGCGUUGAGUCUUUCAAACAAGCUCCACCUACACUCGCAUCUUUUUUGUAUGUCUAUAUCGUAUAAAAUAAUAAUGCGUUUCAUUCGCGAUUCGAUUAAAAUUUCCUUUUUUUUUUCUUUUUGUUCCUUUUGUUUCUUUUUUUUUUUUUUUUUUUUUUUUUUUUUUUUUUUUUUUUUUUAUAUGCAUAUAUGUCCAUAACGCAUUGCAGGAUGUUCUGAGAAGAAACACAAGAAAAACUCCAAGACACACGAUGUUAUAGCACUCGAUAUACGAUCAACGUCCACCAAGUAUAUCCCUGUUAAUGAAUGUAAAUGUCUUUUAAAGAGAAAAAAAAAAGAAAAGAUAAAGAAAAAGGUGGGUAAUCUCUUCAGCUUCGGAGCUUCACAACACGAUAUAUCGACGAUGAUAAGUGUUACAAUCGCUUGGCUUCAGAUGUUGCAAGUAAUAGCGCCGCUUGUAUCGAAUGUUCUCACUAAAAUAACUUAAUAUUCCUAUACCACAUCCAUUAGAUAUAUUUCGUGUAAAUAUCAGGCACCCCGGAUACACGGACCGACAAACUCGAUGGAUGGAUAUUAAUCAUGGAAUAUCGAAGUGCUGAAUUUAGUAAAUUUACAAAUCGAAUAACGUAACAUAAAAGAAAAAAGAAAAUACUAUCCUCAGGACAUCCUGCCGUUCUACGCAUAUUCCGAAAAAAUAUACGUAGCAAGAUGUACGUGAUAAAAUCCUUUUAAUCUCAACAAAAUCAUCUCGUACAUCGUAUUAUUAUCGUUGCAUAAUCUUCGGCCCCUCAAAAAGCGACGAUCGGCCUUGCGUUCGCCUCGAAGUUAAUACAACACAAAAAAGUAAUAAAAAAAAAAAAAAAAAAAAAAAGUAAUGAGUCUAUUUUGCGCGUAAACUUUAAGACUGCGGAUAUAUGAUGCACUGUGUGAGAGCCGGUCUUUCGACAAAAUUUCUACUCGUUCGACUUCGUUGCGGAUAUAUCUAUCUAAUAUACGAAAUAAAUAAAAAUCCUAGCGAAUAAAGAAAAAAAAAGCUAGACGAAGGGAGAAAGAAAUCUCACCAGGAUCCGCGAGGAUCAUAAUCGUUAGUAGCGGAAGAAACGGAAGACAGCAUAUUAUUAUAACGACGAUACGAUCAGCUUAGAUCUUCUUAGACGAUUCUACGCGAAAAGACGCAGUGAUCAAAUACACCCACGAUUAUAGUCACAGGAAAGGACACAUAGAAACGGAAGCUCAUUCUCUAAACGAUUCGGAGAGACUGCAACGUGACCGGCACUCCAUCCUAGGAUUAUCCCUCGAAAUUAACGUCGAAGAGAGAUGAAGAGAGCGAGAGAGAGCGAGAGAGAGCGAGAGCGAGAGCGAGAGAGAGAGAGAGAGAGAGAGAUAGAUGUUACGGUUUUACGUCUAAAGACAAAUUUUUAUUAGUACCUUGAAAGAAAAGAAAUUACCGGGGUCCUCGAAUUAUAACUAUUGUUAUAUACAUAUACAUAUACAUAUACAUAUAUAUAUAUAUAUAUAUAUAUAUAUAUAUAUAUACCUUUAAAUGAUAGAUCUCCGAGAGAAAUUCGUAUCGUAACCCUUUGUUUCUUUUUUCGAUUAGACGCAUAGACGAAUUAUGCGCGUGCGAAUGGCGUUGAGUGGAUGUGGUAUAAGGAUAUUUAUACGAAUCGUGCGAAACGAAAGGAACAUGUGUAGCACGAUGAGCAAGAAGACGCGACUUGUGAGGGUCACCUAUACUACUACUCUAUGUCCUUUCGUAGAAUUAUCGGGAAUUUUGGAAUUGGGAGAUACUCAUGGUUUAUGUUUUGAAAAUACAUUAUCUCGUUAUAAAGUGUUAGAGAAUGAAGAAAUGGCUGAGACUUUAAGCAGCGCGAUCGCAGUUAUAUUUUAAUAGGGUUUGUAGAGAAUAUCGAAUGAUAUUUGUUGGACACGAAAAUAAAGGGGAUCGUCGUGUGGCCUUCGCAGAAAUCGUUAGGAUGAUGUAAUAAAAUGGGAUCCCAAGAAGAAUAAGAGGAGCGUUAACUUUUGCGGAUAGAAAAAGGAUAGAAUAGCGAACGUUUAACAAACUUUUUCAUGGAAAUCGAAAAGCUCGAAUUCACAGAGAUAGGUAGAAAUCUAGAGCGAUGCGGAGAUAUAUAGGCGGAAAUAAAAAGGGGAUAAUGAGUUAUGCCGUUGUCCUCGUUAACACUUUUUGGUUAAGAGGCACGAUGAACGAAAUAUAAACGACAUGUAAUAGCCGAUGUCACUCCGUGUAAGGACGAAAUACAGUCAUUUUUUACUACUAGAAUUGUAACGAAGCUGCGUCAACAAACUCGUUUAGCUCGUUUCGGACGUCGAUCUUUUUGUUUAGACGAAACUUUUUCUAUCUUUACUUAAUCAAUGUUUCACCACAAAAACAGGAGUAUCGUUUUUUCUCCUAAGUGAUAUCUAUCUAUUUCCAUAGUUGGUCCAUUGUAAUCGCUUAUCCAGCCACUUCCUUUAAAUAAACGACUGAUUGGCGUUAUUAUCGUUUCAUCAUCCCUAAUUAUAUAACGCAAAGGUAAGAAUCGCGUUAAAAGUGCAUUGCUCGUUUAUGAACGAUUCAUUCAUUAUCGAACGGUAAGAGAUUUCUUUUAUAGCACGUCACGACAGGAUUAAUAUAUACCCAAAGGUCUAGUUCUUCUUCGAUUUCGAUUAGCGUAUCCCUUCAAUGAUGAAUUUCUCUAAGAACAAUUAUAUUUUACAUUGUUUCCUUUUCUAGCGAUGACAUAAGAUCUGUUUUAUACGGAACACUGAGAUAGAUCAAUCGAACGAGAAAACAAAUAGUAUAAUUCUAACGUAACUUUUUUGCAUCCUGGGGAACGAUAAUUAUCAGCUACGAGGAAAGGCUAAUUCCCCAGAGAUGCCUCACACUGUUCGUUAUUUUCUGAUUUGCAGCAAACACAUUUGAUACUCUCAGCCUCUGAGACUAUUGUAGAAUCUUCAAUAAACGUUCAUCCCGAUGAAGAAAUUUGUUAAUUGUAUGCUAACUAAAAACCUAAAUAAACCGCCAAACCCUGUGCAAUAAAUUAAACAAAAACAAAAAAUUGUUGCUAAUAAAUCUUCAUUUGAAACGAUA
Vespa crabro (European hornet) is the source of this 12269-nucleotide messenger RNA. RefSeq names its product probable nuclear hormone receptor HR3 (gene Hr3). NCBI's taxonomy places the organism in Eukaryota, Metazoa, Arthropoda, Insecta, Hymenoptera, Vespidae. The record is from RefSeq and is a predicted model, not a curated record. Gene Ontology annotation, molecular function: nuclear receptor activity; RNA polymerase II cis-regulatory region sequence-specific DNA binding; zinc ion binding. The transcript has 8 exons. Gene Ontology annotation, cellular component: nucleus. Gene Ontology annotation, biological process: regulation of transcription by RNA polymerase II. The coding region runs from base 2772 to 4898 and encodes 708 amino acids.